AAAAAGUAAAUAGAUCCAAAGGACCCAUCAGUAACCAUGUCUGUCCCAGCGCAUAUCAUCAUUAGAAUUUCUUUGAAUGUCUUCAGGACAGGGGCCAGGAAAAUGAUCUACAGGGGCUCUGGCCCCCAUUGUCCCUGCUCUAGAACAACCUCUAAAUUGAAGAUAUAAGAAGUUGAUGUGAGUGAAGUGAGUGUGGUAUAAAACAUCUGUAUCUAUACCCUAUGCCCUCAGGCAACUACGAUAUCUGACACGCUGGACAACAAAGCCAUUCUAAAGCAUAUAUCAAUGCAAUUCCAAGGCUUCAGAAGACUGCAAGAAGUCCCUUCCAGUCAUACCAGGCAUCUCCUCUUCAUCUGGAACCAUGAUAUACGCUGGAAGUAUUGGGACACAGAUUGCCAACGAGCUACUGGAUUUUAACAAGAUGAAUUCAUCACCUUCCAGUGGGAACGUCAGUCCAUUCAGUCUGGUUCAGGAUAAAUCGCCCCAGACUCUCAAUCAGAUCAACAGUGUGCCAAAUGGAGAAACUUCUGACAUGGAGAUUCCUGGAAAGUCUAGCUCGGAGGGUGAGCCUCAAGGGGCUUCGUUCUCAGGAGGAGACUCUCUUAUGGGGGAGAGUUCCCAGCUGGAUUUGGACAGUGUUGUCGGAGCCAGCCUGAACAGUCUGAGCAACGGCGAAGCAGCCAUGGCAGUGAUCAUGAGCCUGCUGGAGACCGACACAAACUUGGGAGAAACCGUAGACUUUGAAGAGAUGCACUGGUCCUUAUAGAACCUGCUGUUGGGAAACAGGAAUGCUAACUCCAAAAAAGAAGCAUUUAGGGUAUUUUAUUUUAUUUUCCCCCCAAGACUUAAUUUAUUAGUUCUUCCCUUUCAUGACAAGCUGGACAU
Cyprinodon tularosa is the source of this 885-nucleotide messenger RNA. RefSeq names its product aryl hydrocarbon receptor nuclear translocator-like protein 1. The record is from RefSeq and is a predicted model, not a curated record. NCBI's taxonomy places the organism in Eukaryota, Metazoa, Chordata, Actinopteri, Cyprinodontiformes, Cyprinodontidae. Bases 362 to 766 code for a protein of 134 amino acids. The transcript has a single exon.